Molecule: messenger RNA, 388 nt
Organism: Daktulosphaira vitifoliae (grape phylloxera)
Lineage: Eukaryota; Metazoa; Arthropoda; Insecta; Hemiptera; Phylloxeridae
Exons: 3
Coding region: 1-336 (111 amino acids)
Source: RefSeq, a predicted model, not a curated record
AUGGCAAGUGAAAAAAAUAUUUUUGGUCAAACAAAUGAAUCAAACUUACAUAAGGUCAUACGCAGAGUUGAAGAAAUAUGGAAUCGUCGUUUCAUGCAUUCCAAUUGUGUUUUAAAUAAUACAAAUAAAGGACAAAUAUCAAAAAAGUCAACUAAAGAUGGAAGAAUUAUCUCAAUUAUUAAUAAAAAUAUUUAUCCUAUAAAAAAUUCCAUUAUUCCAAAAAAACGCAUGUAUCGAAAAACGAAUAAAAAUGAUAAAAUUAUUCCAGAAAAAUUGAAUAUGAUGCAGCAAAGAGAAUUCGGAACACUUUCUCAGAAUGAAAAAUCUGAAAAAUGAAAUUUUUAAAAUUCAACAGAAAAGUGUUCCAGAAAAUCGGACACUGUUAUAU